GAGGGCUGUGCGCGGUGGCGCGGGGGCGGAAAGCCGCAGGUCGGGCUCUCACCUGACCGUGGCUCGUUCCUAGAAGCGCAGUUUCCUAGUCGCUGCCUGUAGGGUCCACACUCGGACAGUAAAUUUGUGUUCAUCGCCGGGCGUGGUGGGGCCUGUGGUCCCAUCUACUCCGUAGGCUGAGGUGGAAGGAUCGCUUUAGCCCAGGAGGUGGAGGCUGCAGUGAGCCGAGAUCGCGCCACUGCACCCCUGUCUGGGCGACGGCGAGACCCCGUCUCCAAAAUGAUGAUAACGAUAACUACCAUUUUUGAGUACUAUGUGCUAGAUGCUUUUCAUGUGUUAUCUGAUUACUGUAGCCCUACCAGGUGCAGCCUGGCACCGUUUUAUUUCACUUAGAACUGAGAUUCCGAUAAAGUAACUUUUCCAAGGCAAGAGGUAGUCAGAGGCUGAGGAAUGAUUCAAAUUUAAGUCCAGCUCCAAAGCACCGGCCCAGUGUAGUCUGCAGAGUUCCAGCCCCAUAGAGCCACAUGGAGGAUGCGAGUGACAAUCGCCAAUCAACAAAUAGUUGAUGUAGAUUUCUUUAGUGAUGACUUAAUUGUUAGGGCCUGCUGGGAUUGUUCGAAAACCAGGGCUGAGAGUGGAAAGUGCAACUUCUGGGUGCAGGAGGAGCAAACAGGGCAACUGAUAGCAGUUUCCACAUUAGGAAGCUGCCCAGAGCUAAUUAUGACUGUCACAACACAGCCCCCCCUUAACUCAACACACCAAAAUAAAGAGCUUCGGUUCCGCUUUAGAUCCUGAAUUUGACUUCUUUGCAGGUUUAUACGAUGGUCUUAGUGUCAUGUGGGGUAAUUGUGAGGAUUUCGAUUGUAUUUAAUUCUCCAUGGAAAACCAGUACGGUUUGCUACUUUUUACAUGGCAGGGAAGGCUAAACUUUACCUCUGCCCAUCUUAGUUCGGAGUGACCCCUUUAACAAAUGAAAGGAUAACAAGAAAAAAGUUUAUUCUUGGACAGAGUACACAUCACAAGGGAUAAACCUUAAUGAGAAGUAACUUGAAAUGGUGGCUUAGAACUACAUUUGUAUACCAUCUUCAACAAAGAACUGUAGAUUUGCAGAGAAGUGACAGGACACAGGAGAGCAGUUUUAGGCUUCAAAGGGCAGGAAAUUGGGAAGGUAGAUACAUAUUCGGAAACUAAUGGAGUAAGAAUUGUUUGCAGAUUCCCCUGGUACCUUAACUGGUCUGGUAUUAAUAGGGGACCCUAUUACCACAUGUCUUUCUCCCUCAGUGUAUGAUAUAAUUUGUAAUCUUGGGUUUCAACUCAGAGAAAAUUGUGAUAUCAAUAGCAUUGUAACUCAGAAUGGUGAAGUAUGCUGGAAAACAAUCACAGACUGUGUGAGCUACACAGAGUCAGAGCAGGGUCUGGAUUACUGGGGAAGCGUGAGGCUGCUGGGCCCUGUGUGUGAGGCUGUCCAUUCACAUUUCUUAUCUCUGACCAAGGGGCAAUUUGAAAUUCGAUAUGCACCGUGGUUCCAGUGGACAAGUUUUCCAGAGUUAUUUCCUGAAAUAUUUGAUGCCUUGGAAAGUCUACAAUCUCCUGCUAUUUCUCUUAGCUUAAUGAAACUGACAUCGUGUCUAGAACGAGCCUUGGGUGAUGUAUUUUUACUGAUUGGGAAGGAAUGCCCCUUUCUUUUAAGAGAUCUGCUUUCAUCUGAGGAGCUUGCUCAAGUCUUCAGUCAGUCUGUGAUGAAUGUGCUAAAAGUCUUCGUUGGCUCUCCGUGUGGUCUCAACCUGCGUAACGUCUUAUGGCAUGGGUUUGCGUCACCUGAAGAAAUUCCUCCAAAAUACUGUUCAAUGAUGAUACUGUUGACGGCAGGAUUGGGUCAGUUACUGAAGAGUUACCUUCAAAACACUAAACUUACAUUGGCACAUCGCUCUUUCAUAUCUCUUACAAACCUCGAGGAUUUGAUUGUUUUUCCUGAUGUUACUUAUGAGGUGCUUUCAGUAUUAGAAGAAGUGAUGAUGAAAUCUGCUUUUAUAUUAAAAAUCAUGUUACCAUAUUGGGAAGUUGCACUGGUCAAGUUCAAGUCACACAGGUUUGCUGACUGCGCCAUAUUGUUGCUGACACAACUGGAGACUGGACUUAGGAAUGUUUUUGCCACACUUAACAGAUGUCCAAAAAGACUCCUGACUGCUGAGUCAACAGCUCUUUAUACCACCUUUGAUCAAAUAUUGGCAAAACACUUGAAUGAUGGUAAAAUCAAUCAGCUUCCUCUUUUCCUUGGAGAGCCUGCUAUGGAAUUUCUCUGGGAUUUCCUGAACCAUCAGGAGGGUCCCCGCAUAAGAGAUCAUUUAAGCCACGGGGAGAUCAACUUACAUGAAUUUUCAAAAGAAACAACUAAUCAGUUGCUUGCAUUUUCUCUUGUACUGCUACUCAGAUUCGUUGAUGACUGUCUGCUAUCAGUUUUUAAGGAAAAAUCAGCCGUAGAAUUGUUGAUUAGUCUUGCAGAAGGCUAUAGUUCUCGCUGUCAUCCGGUUUUUCAGCUUAAAAAACAGGUGCUGAGCUGUGAGGAGAGCAUCAGGGUUUGGGCUCUGCUGCCUUUCCCCGAAGAACUCACUCGGCAAGCCGUCAGAUUAGAAGAUAAUUCUGAAACAAAUGCCUGCCACUCUUUGAUUACAAAAAUGACGGAUGAGCUGUAUCACCAUAUGCCUGAGAAUCGUUGUGUGUUAAAGGACUUGGAUCGUCUUCCUACUGAGACGUGGCCCCAGCUUCUCCGUGAGCUCUGCAGCACACCUGUUCCCACCCUGUUCUGCCCCAGGAUUGUGCUGGAAGUGCUGGUUGUGCUCCGAAGCAUCAGCGAACAGUGCCGCCGUGUGUCCAGCCAGGUCACCGUUGCCUCAGAGCUGAGACACAGGCAGUGGGUGGAAAGGACGCUGCGGUCUCGCCAGCGGCAGAACUACCUGCGUAUGUGGAGUAGUAUCAGACUACUGUCCCCUGUGCUCAGCCUGAUACUGUUACUCAUUGCGCUGGAGUUGGUCAACAUUCAUGCUGUUUGUGGGAAGAAUGCGCAUGAGUAUCAGCAGUACCUAAAGUUUGUAAAGUCGAUCUUGCAGUACACGGAGAACCUGGUGGCUUACACCAGUUACGAAAAGAACAAGUGGAAUGAAACUAUCAAUCUUACACAUACAGCUUUGUUGAAAAUGUGGACUUUUAGUGAGAAGAAACAAAUGUUAAUACAUUUAGCCAAGAAAUCCACAAGUAAAGUACUCUUAUGAAAACUUGUAAGUCAGGAUGCUUUUAAUUUUAACAGAUUUUAACAGCGUGUAAAUUAAAAACCCAAAGACAGGGUGGAGUUGAGGGUC
Molecule: messenger RNA, 3356 nt
Organism: Homo sapiens (human)
Lineage: Eukaryota; Metazoa; Chordata; Mammalia; Primates; Hominidae
Gene: ERMARD
Product: ER membrane associated RNA degradation
Exons: 18
Coding region: 1611-3269 (552 amino acids)
Cellular component (GO): endoplasmic reticulum membrane
Source: RefSeq, a predicted model, not a curated record